UAAGGGUCAGAGAAUUUGUAGAAAGUUGGUCAGGAGAAGUCAAGCAAAAUCAUGGAAUUUAAAACAAAAAUUGAGUAGGAACCCCAUAUUUAGACUACCGUUGUCUCUAUCUGUAAAACUGACUCGUCAUUUUCAGAGACUUGGUCUACUGAGUCUUCAUGAAGUUGAGUUUGAGGGCCAAUAGGAUACAAACAAUAAAAAUAAAAAUGUUAUUGAUAUAAAUAUUUUAUAAAGAGAUCAAUAUUCUAAAUUAUUUUCAUUCUUGCCAGAUGUAUUUUCUAUAGCAAUGCAUUCAACUUGGCUCAAAUUAAGUCAGUCCAUACCAAUUUUGAUGAUGAUGUAAUAAUGGCUAGCUAUUAAAAAGUACUUCAUGAAAAUUUGUUAUAUAUUAGUCUGUGAUUUUUUUUUUUAAAUGUUGCAUUUUGGAAUAUUAUAAACGUAUUUUUAUGAUGGCCAGACAGCUGAGUGGUUAAGGUGUCAGCCUAUUGCCACGGAUGACCCGAAAAAAAAAACAGGAAAUUUUUGAGGUGGUCCAUUCUGGAUAUUUUGGGUCUUGUUCCUUGGCCGUCUAGUCACAGGCCUAUUUAAAUCACUGGCCAGGUUUUAAAAUAGGUUGUAACAUUAAUGAGUCUGUAGAUAAACGAACAAAUCUGUAUAAAUACUAUAAACCAUUCCUUGCAUUUGGAUUUAUUCAGAAUAAAACAUUUAAGAAUCUUUAAAGUCCAGUAACACAAAUUUUAAUGAAAUGUUACUGGACUUUAAAGGUUCUUGAUUGUGUGUGAUUCAUUCCAGUAAUUCGGUAAGAAGAUAGUUUAAUCUUUAAAAGAUUUAUUGUGAUGGCAGCAACAUCUCUUUAUUAGAUCUAAAUAGAGUCUGAAAGAAUGUAAUUUGAAUGAAAACAGUUUUUUAGAACAAUCUGAUGAUAUUUUUAUUUAAAUUCUUUUUUUUCAGUUGGACCUGACAAUAAGGUGUUGCUAUUUUGAAAAAACAUUUUAUACUGAAAAAAUUGCAGUUCAUUACACAAAAAUACAAAUACUGGUAGUUGAUUGUUAGUUUAUAUCCUUCAGUAUUGUUUUCCAGGUUUUCUUUGCAUACCUAACACCUAAAUUGGGGCUGGUUUCCCAUAGAAUCUCUUCCUAUGUGGCAACACUCCAGUAGCAGAUAACUCAAGUGUUACAUUGCACUUCCAUUAAUUCUAACCCAAAUAAAUAAUUUUUUUGAACUGUUUUUAUGCAUAUGAAGUUUUUUUUUGUUACUUUUAAAAAUUAAAAUACAUGAUUUUUAGUGUUUUGGUCAAAUUCAAUUAAUUAUGUUUUGUUUGGGAUUUUACCAUUUUUUUCAAUAUAAACUACAUGUACAUCAGACGUAAAUAGCUUUUAGUUAACAAUAAAUUUUGUUAUACUGUAUUGUAAAUAUUACAUAAAUUCUAAUUUCUUAUUUUUAAUUUAUUUUACUUUUGGUGAAUAAAGAUUCUUCUGCUAAGAAACCUGCCUCAGUGCAAGAAACCUGCCUCAGUACAGAAGCUGUAAAAAGUUUUCAAUUGCUUAGUGCCAGUGCCAAGGAUUAUGAGAAAAUCACUCAGAAAUUAGAAAGAAAUGCUUCUGAUAUGGAACCUAUCUCAGCACAAGUAUUCCCUACAGAAGAUGUAAGAGCGUUAAAAUUGCUUAGUGCCGAUUCUGAAGAAAUCAUUGAGAAACCAGAAACAAGAAGGAAAAAAAGAAAAUGUCGUGGUAAGAGUUUAAAUCAAUCAGUACCACAGUUUGGAAGCAGUUCAUUGUACUCUGUUUCAGACUUUGAAGCUGAGAAGGGAGAUGAACCUCUUCCAGAUGCUGAAAGUGGUCCAACACCCUCUUCAGUACCACGAUUUGGAAGUAAUCAAACACCCACUUCAGUACAACAAUUAUUUGGAAGUGGUCCAACACCCUCUUCAGUACCACAAUUUUUUGGAAGUGGUCCAUUGCCUUCUUCAGUACCACAAUUUGGAAAUAGUCGAACACCCACUUCAGUAUCACAAGUUUUUGGAAGUGGUCCAACACCCACUCCAGUACCACAAUUUUUAAGUAGUCGAACACCCACUUCAGUAUCACAAGUUUUUGGAAGUGGUCCAUUGCCCUCUUCAGUACCACAAUUUGGAAGUGGUCCAACACCCUCUUCAGUAUCACAAGUUUUUGGAAGUGGUCCAACACCCUCUUCAGUGCCACAUCUUGGAAGUGGUCCAACACCCACUCCAGUACCACAAUUUUUAAGUGGUCGAACACCCACUUCAGUAUCACAAUUUUUUGGAAGUGGUCCAACACCGUCUUCAGUACCAUGUUUUAGAAGUGGUGCAUUCCCCUCCUCAGUUUCAGGCUUUGGAAGUGGUCAAUCCCCCUCCUCAGUACCAUGUUUUGGAAGCAGUCCAUCAGCCACAUUAGUAGAAUUUGUUAGUAGACCUGGUGUACCAACUUACUUAUCUUCUUCAAAUUCAUCAGACAUUGCUCUUGGAGCUGCUCCCCUUCAUCCUCCUAGAUUAUUAUUCGAACCAUGUGAACCAAUCUGCGCUAUGCAAACAGAGAAUAUAGCUUCGUUGUCACUUCAUCAACAAUCUUUAAUCAAGAGGCAUAGACUUGUAGAUGAUUCUUCCAAGAUGUCAAGAUCAAAAGUAGUUAAAUUUGGUGAUACUGAAAUUGUCAUCAAUGACAGAGAAACAGAAAUUACACAGAAGGAAUUAACUACCUAUUCAAUAUUCAUUGAAUUAAAAGAAUGGGUUAAAUGUAAAGGUGGUUUGCCAUUAUGUGACUUUGUAUUUACUAAUAUCCAAAAUAGUGCAAUGAAAGAAAACAACGAAGAAUUACUCGAGUUAUUAAAGAAUGUCCCAUACUGUGAAAAUGCUAUUUCGGAACCGGAACCAGAAAUUUUAGACUCGGACUGCGACGAUAAAUUACGAAAAACAAUCAUAGAUAUGUUUAACAUUAUUAAUAAAAAUGGUGGAUUUUGCACAGAAGGAAAUCUCCUCCAGAAAGGAAUUCUUAAAAAGCCAUUUUUGUUAUAUCUCAGAGAAGCCGGUUUAAAUUCUCUAGGAACAAAAGCUUCUAAAGAUAUAGAAUUAAUGGUAUCCACAUUAGCCUUUCUCCUGUUCUGUGCAUCCUACUUUGUCCAGUUUUCUAAGAAAAAGAUCUCUGGAAGUACCGAAAUCGAUAAACUACAACACCUUGCAGAUUUUCUAGGCGAAACAAUACUUUCAGAAGAAUUGAUAGCCAUUAUUAAAACUAUCAAAUUUAUAAUUUGUAUACAACACAAGUAUUCCAUGGCUUGCCAGUCUCUCGGUGUAGGCAAAAAUUGGGAAGAUUUCAUAUUAGAUUUUAUUCAGGAACCCUCGCACUAGUGCUGCAAUACUUAAUAUAUUGAAUAAUCAAAAAUCAGAUUCAAAUGCUAUUUUAAAUUGUUACUAUGUCAUUGAAUUUAAUGUUAGUAUAUAAAUAAUUAAUUAAAAAUAUAAUAUACUGUGAUUUGAAAUUAAAAGCAAAAUACAAACAAUAACCAAUCCCUCUAUUUUGUAAUAUUUAGUAAUAAUGAUAUUAGUCCCAUAUGUUAAACGAGAAAUCUUAAAGAUUAGAUUAAAACACAUUCAUUUCCGAACGUAUGCAAGAAUGAAAAUAUUCCAUGUAUAUUUUUAUACAAUUUAAAUUGAAUUUUCUUUUAUAAAUAUUAGAAAACUAACAUGUUGAUCCAUAGACAGGACUCUCUUAUAUCUUAUGCAUUUUAUUGAAGAUUCUAUUGAAUUGGUGGUCACAUUUUUCACAUUAAUAUGUAACUGUUUACCAGAGAUGUGUUUUCAACAUUUAUUAUGAUUUACCUAUUUUUGAACUGACAAUAAUAAAUAAAUAUAAGUAAUACAAGUAUACUGUUA
Messenger RNA from Centruroides sculpturatus (bark scorpion), 3889 nucleotides. RefSeq names its product mucin-5AC-like. The transcript has 11 exons. NCBI's taxonomy places the organism in Eukaryota, Metazoa, Arthropoda, Arachnida, Scorpiones, Buthidae. The coding region runs from base 1607 to 3364 and encodes 585 amino acids. The record is from RefSeq and is a predicted model, not a curated record.